CUGCUGCGCUGGUUCGUCAGCGAGGGCGACCACGUAGAUGAAUUCCAGCAGCUCUGUGAGGUACAGAGCGACAAAGCGACCAUAGAAAUUACAAGCCGUUUCAAGGGAACAGUACAUGAGAUUCAGUUUGCCCCCGGUGACAUAGUAAAGGUUGGCGAAACUUUACUUAAGAUGAUUGUCAACGGCAGUCAAGUUGUACCUCAUGAUAGCCUAGCUUCAUCCCCUGACAUUCCACUUGGAGUGGAUACUUCUGCAAGUCCUUUAAGUGAAGGCAAUGCUCCUCGUGGGUCUCUCUCCACGCCAGCCGUCAGGCAUCUAGUGAAGCAGUAUGGGCUCAACAUCGAUGAUAUUAAGGGUACAGGAAGAGAUGGUAGAGUGUUGAAAGAGGAUGUUCUGAAUUACGCUGCUAGCAAGGGUCUUCUCCAGGAGCCGCCGUCAGCUUUGGAAGAGAAUGUUGGUCAAGUUGAGUUACCGGAGGGAGGAAAAUCACUACUUGAUUCACAUUUUUAUGAAGAUAAGAGAAUUCCUCUCAGGGGAUACCAGAGAGCAAUGGUGAAAUCAAUGAGCCUGGCUGCAAAAGUACCACAUUUUCAUUAUCUGGAGGAAAUAAACUGUGAUGCUCUUGUACAACUUAAGGCAUCAUUUCAGAAGGAGAAUAAAGAUCAUGAUGUGAAGCACACCUUCCUUCCAUUCCUCAUAAAAUCUCUUUCUGUGGCACUGAGUAAAUAUCCAUUGUUAAACAGCUCUUUCAUUGAAGAAACAAAUGAAGUUACUCUCAAAGGAUUCCAUAACAUCGGAGUAGCUAUGGCUACAGAACAGGGAUUAGUGGUGCCAAGCAUCAAGAAAGUCCAGUCACUUUCUAUAUUGGAGAUCACAAAGGAAUUGUCAAGAUUACAUGAGAUGGCACUGCAAAACAGACUAAGCACCAACGAUAUCACUGGUGGAACCAUAACACUGAGCAACAUAGGCGCCAUCGGUGGCAAGUUUGGCUCUCCUGUUCUCAACCUGCCUGAAGUUGCGAUCAUUGCGCUCGGCCGCAUUCAGAAGCUCCCUCGCUUUGAUGAUGAAGAAAACGUUUACCCGUCCUCGAUAAUCAAUGUGACCGUUGGAGCCGACCAUAGAGUCGUCGACGGUGCCACAGUUGCAAGGUUUUGCAACGAGUGGAAAAGCCUGGUCGAAAAGCCAGAGCUGCUCCUGCUGCACAUGCGAUGAUCCAGUAAGUUACCUGGAUGCAGAGGGCCGCUCGGUCGAAUUCGAAAGAUGCUGAAAUUCAGGCACUCUGCCAUCUGAAGUUCAGAUGCAAACGUAUGAAAAGCCAGGUUGGUAGAUAGGGCCAUAAGGAGUCAAUGAACUCAAGUAUAUGUAACUAAUAAUUGGUUGACGUGACAUGUUUUAUGCAAACUAUGUGAUCACCCUGUGAAUAUUUGUAUAUUACAUUGGAAAUAAAGCUAUAGAAGCAAAAUUCAUGUGGAA
Triticum urartu is the source of this 1473-nucleotide messenger RNA. It is a transcript of the gene BCE2, whose product is annotated as 2-oxoacid dehydrogenases acyltransferase family protein. The record is from RefSeq and is a predicted model, not a curated record. Lineage: Eukaryota; Viridiplantae; Streptophyta; Magnoliopsida; Poales; Poaceae. Gene Ontology annotation, molecular function: acetyltransferase activity; lipoic acid binding. Gene Ontology annotation, cellular component: mitochondrion; cytoplasm.